Messenger RNA from Drosophila serrata, 3514 nucleotides. Its product is annotated as protein Cep78 homolog. Gene Ontology annotation, cellular component: ciliary basal body; centrosome. Gene Ontology annotation, biological process: cilium organization. The record is from RefSeq and is a predicted model, not a curated record. NCBI's taxonomy places the organism in Eukaryota, Metazoa, Arthropoda, Insecta, Diptera, Drosophilidae.
UCUCGGCAGGCGCCGUCAACAAACUCAGAGCCUCACCGAAGCUUCAGUUACCUACAUAAUUUUUGUCCUAGGAAACAGUUUGUUUGCACUGACACUAACUCCGAACAACUCCCGAAAACAUAUUAAACCUAAAAGAGCCGCGGCCCAAGAUCGCCGAUUAAGAAACCAACGACAGGAUCACAAGCUGUCCCCGGUUUCCUUUAGUGCGUUCCGUCUUGCGGUCGCGCUUUAAAUUCUCAGAGGUUACCUUGCAAAUUAUUGUUUUUAGUUUCUAUUGCUGGCUGGCGCCGACCUUCAAGUUUAUCUAUCCAUCAAUCCAUUCAAGAAUAUUUGACACUUUACCAAAUAGGACAAGCAAUCGGGUCCACAUAUAGCCGGAGGUGAGUGAGUGGGUGAGUAGGAGUUGCCCCCAUUCCCGUUCUUGGAGCAGGCAGUCGUGUGACCUGGGUUGUGAUGCACACAAAUGUCUUAAAAAGCCCAAGUCUCCCCGAUUAGUCACAUUUUUUGUACGUUUUUAAUCGGUCGUCGGCAGUUUUGAGAGACUGGAUACUGAAGCGUGCUGUGCUCUAUAAGUGUAUUUUUAUAUUGCCAUUCCCGAACGAAACGGAAGCCUGUGCGUCCCACUUUUUUCUUAUCAAGAACCUGAGUAGCAGGACUCUCCUUCAAACGCAGUACAAUCUCUGACUGCCCGUCGAUUGCGAAACGCGGCGGGCGAUUUGAGGCAACUAAACUGAUUAGUCCGAUCCACAAGAUCGACAGAUCUAUAAGAAAAUGUCAGUGGCUCGAAUGGCGCAGCCGAAAGGCAACACCAACGAACUAGCAAGAAAGUCCGUCCUGGUGACCCUGCCGCCAGUGGUGAAGAAAUCGAGCAAGAGCCGGUCGUUUCACUUCCGUUACAUGGAGCUUUGCCGGGCCAAGAACUUGGCACCGGUCCCGGAGAUCCGCAGUAAGUCGAAUGCGACCACCACCUACCUGGAACUGUGUGGCGACAAGCUGGCGGUGAGCGAUUGGCUGCUUCUCACCGAGGCAUUGCACCAUGACCUGGUGCUCCAGCAGCUGGUGGUGCGCCUGCGUCGCAGCUAUCCGCAAUCCAACAUCGACCCCGUUGACACAGAGAAGCGUGCCAGACUCUUUCGCCAGAGACCCGUGAUCUUCACGCGUUUCAUCUUUGGGAGCUUGGUCCAAGCGAUUGCCAAUUGUGUUUCGAGCAACAAAAAUUUGAGUGUGUUGAAGCUGGAGGGACUGCCGUUACAGGAUGGCUAUAUAGAAACCAUUGCAAAGUCACUGGCCGACAAUGAAUGCCUUGAGACGGUAAGCUUUUCCAAGUCCAACAUCGGUGACCGAGGCUGCGAGGUGGUCUGCAACACGGCCAAGUACUUGAAUCGCAUCGAGACAUUUGACCUUUCCGAGUGUGGCCUGACCUCCAAGGGAGCUGAGCAUGUUGCUGAUAUGAUAAGGAUGCAAAAGAUCACUCGCUUCAGCGAGGGCUGGGAGAAAUCGCUGCGGUAUCGCAGUGUGGACGUGAACACCAUUGGCGGGUUGCGCACCAUCUUGCUGGCCAAUAAUCCGGAGCUGGGCGAUGAUGGUGUCAAGAUGAUAGCCGAAGUCCUUAAGGAGGAUGCCUGGAUAAAGAAAAUCGACAUGGAGGGCUGUGGCCUCACGGAUGUGGGUGCCAAUUUGAUCCUGGACUGCCUUGCACUCAACACGGCCAUCGCCGAGUUCAAUGUUCGCAACAACGAGGGCAUCAGCAAGUUCUUGCUCCGCAGCAUUCGUGACCAACUCGGUGAACCGGCCGAGGAGAAAGUGGAGCCGGAGUACGACCUUAGCUGUGUCAAUGGUCUGCAGAGUUUGCCCAAGAACAAGAAGGUAACCGUAUCCCAGCUGCUGGGCCACAUCAAGACACUUGAGGAGCAGCUUUCCUUCGAACGGACGCUACGCAAAAAGGCCGAGAAGCUUAACCAGAAGCUUAGCUACCACCUAAUGAACACCAAUUCGCAUAACGUGGUUCACGAGAAAGGUAUGGAGUUGGGCGGUCAUCCGCAUAUGGCCAACGAAUAUGUACCCAUUGAGAUAUCACCAGAGGUGAACAAGGAUUCCCAGAGCUACCGACAGAUGCACUUCAGCCGGCUGGUUAACAGUGCUGUCACCAGUCCGGAGGUUUCGCCCCGCAGCGAUAUGGGCACGCUGCGCAAGGAUCAGCAGCAGCAGCAGCAGCAGCAACAGCAAAUGCAUCAUCAGCUCAAGCAGCAAUCUCCAAAUCAUAUGCAGAUGCAGCAUCCGUCCUUGGAUCAGCAGCUCAAGCAACAAUCACCAACUCAUAUACAGAUGCAGCAUCCGUCCUUGGAUCAACCGUUGAGAACGCUGCACGAGGUGGAGGAUAUGGAGCCGCCAGAAGCGUGUGCAUCGGAGACGGAGGAGUCAGCGUUCGAGGACCAGCAAUACCAACAGCAGACGAUGCUUCGCAAGCAGCUCCAGGUGCGCAAGGUACGCAGCGAGACAAAGUAUGUAGAGACCAACACGAAGGAUAGUAAGGCCAAGAACCACGAGUCCAAGUCGGAUCAUGAGUUUGCAAAUGAGAGAGAUUUUAAGCUAAAUCCUGCCGUACAGUUUGAGACGGACAUCGGUGACAGUGCCAUGGUGAGUCCUGAGAAGCGUUAUGACGGCGCCGGGGAUGCUGACUUUGACUAUGCCUACGAGAGGGAGCAGAACAUGGUGAAGCGGGGAUACGAGAACGGUUAUAUGGGCGAUAACUGCGGGCGGACCAUUCCAAAGCCUUCGGGACUUGCGGAAGCCCUCAUUCAGAAGCGUGGCACUGGCAAGGGCUACGGCGGUGGUGAUGGUCAUGUGGCCCAGUUCGUCAACAGUUUGGAGCGCAGGACCAACGCCAACGUUAAGAUGGCGAAAAAAAGGCACAAAGUCAAGACAGAGGAGUCGUUGCUGCAAGUACAGGUUAACGAUAUGCUUAUGGAGAGCUAUAUGUCCAACUACGAAGAGCUCUGCUCCACCGAUGCUACGGUGGAAAAUUCAGACAACUCCGAUACGGAAACUACGGACGCAACGUUACGCGCCGGGUCUGAAUCCGGUUCCGGGAAGUUCACCCCAAUGCAGGUUUUUACGCGACGUAAGCAUACCGAUGGCGGUGUAUCCAUGCCACCGGCGGAUAGUGGUGGCGACGGCGAUGCAGGUGGCGGAAAUCAAAAAUUAUCACCGCGAUCCGCCUUUCUGUCGAUGCAGCAACCGAAACGGGAGCAGUGCUCGUAGGAAAACUCACACACAGCAUCACAACACAGCAGCAGCAGCGGGCGACGGCAAUACUUAUACAACUCAAUUCUACGGGGAUAGGGGCAGGGCAGGGAGGGCUAAAUUUGCAGUUGUUGUACCCCCAAGGACAUCCAAUUUGCACGUCACCGUUCCGCCUUCUGCCAAGCUGUGUCAAAUAAAAAUGUACAAAAACAUAAAUUUUCGCAAUUCCCGAUUGCCUGAUAUUAAAGAUUUACUAUAUUUGUGUGCCCUA